AAAUGUCUUCUUGGGUCAGGCUCUCGAAAGCAAAGCCCAAGGGGCCCGGCUGGACUGUUGCGUGCCGGGCGGUGGUCCGCGCGCCGAGCCCCUGGCGCCGCAAAGAGAUCGUGCGGGGGCUCCCCCUGCGGCGCCCGAGCCGCCGCGUCCACGUCCAGGGGGCGCGUGCCUGGCUACCGCCCCCCACCCUGAGGAGCGGCGUGCCCUCGGGGUCUGCCCGGAACGUGCCAGCACGGCGCUCGCGGCUCCUGGACAGCCCCGGGACUCUGCCAGGUGGAUGUUGUGCGUAGCUGGAGCCAAGUUGAAGAGGGAACUCGAUGCCACCGCAACAGUAUUGGCGAACCGGCAAGAUGAAAGCGAACAGUCCAGAAAGCGGCUUAUCGAGCAGAGCCGGGAGUUCAAGAAGAACACUCCAGAGGAUUUGCGCAAGCAGGUAGCGCCGCUGCUGAAGAGCUUCCAGGGGGAGAUUGAUGCACUGAGUAAAAGAAGCAAAGAAGCUGAGGCAGCCUUCUUGAAUGUCUACAAAAGAUUGAUUGAUGUUCCAGAUCCCGUGCCAGCUCUGGACCUCGGGCAGCAGCUCCAGCUCAAGGUGCAGCGCCUGCACGACAUUGAAACGGAGAACCAGAAACUUAGGGAGACUCUGGAAGAAUACAACAAGGAAUUUGCUGAAGUGAAAAAUCAAGAGGUUACGAUAAAAGCACUUAAAGAGAAAAUCCGAGAAUAUGAACAGACUCUGAAGAACCAAGCUGAGACCAUAGCUCUCGAAAAGGAACAAAAGUUACAAAAUGAUUUUGCAGAAAAGGAGAGAAAGCUGCAAGAGACACAGAUGUCUACCACCUCAAAGCUGGAGGAAGCGGAACACAAAGUUCAAACUCUGCAAACAGCCCUGGAAAAAACUCGAACAGAAUUAUUUGACCUGAAAACCAAAUAUGAUGAAGAAAUUACUGCCAAGGCCGACGAAAUUGAAAUGAUCAUGACGGACCUUGAAAGAGCAAACCAGAGGGCAGAGGUGGCUCAGAGAGAGGCGGAGACCUUAAGGGAGCAGCUCUCGUCAGCCAACCACUCUCUCCAGCUGGCCUCGCAGAUCCAGAAGGCGCCGGACGUGGAGCAGGCCAUAGAGGUGCUGACCCGCUCCAGCCUGGAAGUUGAGUUGGCAGCCAAAGAGCGGGAGAUCGCCCAGCUGGUGGAGGACGUGCAGAGACUCCAGGCCAGCCUCACCAAACUGCGCGAGAACUCGGCCAGCCAGAUCUCCCAGCUCGAGCAGCAGCUGAGUGCCAAGAACAGCACGCUCAAACAACUGGAAGAAAAACUCAAAGGACAGGCUGACUACGAGGAGGUGAAGAAAGAACUAAACAUUCUGAAAUCCAUGGAGUUCGCACCGUCCGAGGGAGCUGGGACAAAGGAUGCAUCCAAGCCCCUGGAGGUGCUGCUGCUGGAGAAGAACCGCUCGCUGCAGUCUGAGAACGCCGCGCUGCGCAUCUCCAACAGCGACCUGAGCGGGUCAGCCAGGAGAAAAGGGAAAGACCAGCCUGAGAGUCGGCGUCCUGGACCUUUGCCGGCCUCCCCUCCUUCUCAGUUGCCCCGCAACACGGGGGAGCAGGCUUCCAAUACUAACGGUACACACCAGUUCUCACCAGCGGGGUUAACUCAAGACUUUUUCAGCUCAUCCCUGGCAAGCCCCAGCCUACCCCUGGCUUCUACGGGAAAAUUUGCACUAAACUCUCUCCUCCAACGACAGCUAAUGCAGUCCUUCUACUCCAAGGCCAUGCAGGAAGCAGGAAGCACAAGCAUGAUUUUUUCAACAGGUCCAUACAGCACAAACUCCAUAUCUUCCCAAAGUCCAUUACAACAAAGCCCAGAUGUAAAUGGCAUGGCCCCGUCUCCCAGCCAGUCAGAAAGUGCUGGGAGCGUCUCCGAGGGCGAGGAGAUAGACACUGCAGAAAUCGCCCGGCAGGUGAAAGAGCAGUUGAUCAAGCACAAUAUCGGACAGCGCAUUUUCGGACAUUAUGUCUUGGGACUGUCUCAAGGGUCCGUGAGCGAGAUUCUGGCCCGGCCCAAGCCCUGGAAUAAACUGACCGUGCGUGGCAAGGAGCCGUUUCACAAGAUGAAGCAGUUCCUCUCGGACGAGCAGAACAUCUUGGCCCUGCGCAGCAUCCAAGGCAGACAAAGAGAGAAUCCAGGCCAGAGCCUGAACAGACUAUUUCAGGAAGUACCGAAACGAAGAAAUGGGUCUGAAGGUAAUAUCACCACCCGGAUCCGAGCCUCCGAGACCGGGUCUGAUGAAGCAAUCAAGUCCAUCCUGGAGCAAGCCAAAAGGGAGCUGCAAGUCCAGAAAACCGCAGAGCCAGCCCAGCCUGCCUCGGCAUCCGGCAGCGGCAACUCGGACGACGCCAUCCGCUCCAUCCUGCAGCAAGCCCGCCGAGAGAUGGAGGCCCAGCAGGCCGGCCUCGACCCUGCCUUAAAGCAGCCGCCGCCGUCCCAGACUGACAUCGCCAUCCUCGCCCCCAAGUUAAUGUCCUCCUCGCCCCUGUCCUCGGUGUCCGGUUACUCUCCUCUCGCCAUCUCCCUGAAGAAGCCCCCCGCAGCCCCUGAGUCCAGUGCCGCCACUCUGCCAAACCCCCCGGCCCUCAAAAAGGAGUCCCAGGACGCGCCGGGACUGGACCUGCAGGUGGCGGCUGAUUCCGCACAGGGCGUCCUGAGACACGUGAAGAACGAGCUCGGCCGCAGCGGCGUGUGGAAGGACCACUGGUGGAGCACCGUCCAGCCCGAGAGGAAGGGCGCCCUGUCCUCUGAGGAUGCAAAGGGGGAAGAAGGCAGCGGUGGGAAAGAGAAAGGCGGCGGCGGCCAGGCUCGGGCCGAGCGCGGCCAGCUGCAGGGCCCCUCCUCCUCAGAGUACUGGAAAGAGUGGCCCAGCGCCGAGUCGCCAUACUCCCAGAGCUCGGAGCUCAGCCUGACUGGAGCCAGCCGCAGCGAGACGCCCCAAAACAGCCCUCUGCCUUCCUCCCCAAUCGUGCCCAUGUCCAAGCCCGCCAAGCCCUCCGUCCCGCCACUGACCCCGGAGCAGUACGAGAUCUACAUGUACCAGGAGGUGGACACCAUUGAGCUCACCCGGCAGGUCAAAGAGAAGCUGGCCAAGAACGGCAUCUGUCAGAGGAUCUUCGGGGAGAAGGUGCUGGGUCUGUCCCAGGGCAGUGUCAGCGACAUGCUGUCCCGGCCGAAGCCAUGGAGCAAGCUGACCCAGAAAGGCCGAGAACCCUUCAUCCGGAUGCAGCUCUGGCUGAACGGCGAGCUAGGCCAAGGAGUUCUGCCCGUCCAAGGGCAGCAGCAAGGGCCAGUCCCCCAUUCUGUGACGUCACUACAGGACCCCCUGCAGCAGGGCUGUGUGAGCUCAGAAAGCACUCCAAAGACCUCCGCCAGCUGCAGCCCCGCACCCGAAUCACCGAUGAGCUCUAGCGAGUCAGUGAAGAGUUUGACUGAACUGGUCCAGCAGCCCUGCCCCCCCAUUGAAGCAAACAAGGAUGGCAAACCCCCAGAACCCAGCGACCCGCCCACUUCAGACUCCCAGCCCACCACCCCACUGCCUCUCUCCGGACACUCAGCCCUCAGCAUUCAAGAGCUGGUGGCCAUGUCCCCAGAGCUGGACACCUACGGUAUAACCAAGAGGGUCAAGGAGGUGCUGACGGACAACAACCUCGGUCAGCGCUUAUUUGGGGAGACCAUCUUGGGGCUCACCCAAGGCUCCGUCUCUGACCUCCUUGCACGCCCAAAGCCUUGGCACAAGCUCAGUCUGAAGGGACGGGAGCCCUUUGUCCGGAUGCAGUUGUGGCUGAAUGACCCCAACAACGUGGAGAAGCUGAUGGACAUGAAACGGAUGGAAAAGAAAGCCUACAUGAAGCGGCGGCACAGCUCGGUCAGCGACAGCCAGCCCUGCGAGCCGCCCUCCGUCGGCGUCGACUACAGCCAGGGUGCCAGCCCGCAGCCCCAGCACCAGCUGAAGAAACCCCGAGUGGUGCUGGCUCCAGAGGAGAAAGAAGCUCUGAAGCGAGCGUAUCAGCAAAAGCCAUACCCGUCACCAAAAACCAUCGAGGAACUCGCCACCCAGCUCAACUUGAAAACCAGCACCGUCAUCAACUGGUUCCACAACUACAGGUCUCGGAUCCGCAGAGAACUGUUCAUUGAGGAGAUUCAAGCUGGGAGCCAGGGCCAGGCUGGGGCCAGCGAUUCCCCAUCUGCCCGAAGCGGCCGGGCAGCACCUAGCUCAGAGGGCGACAGUUGCGACGGCGUGGAGGCUACUGAGGGCCCUGGCGCAGCGGACGCCGAGGAGCCGGGCGGCCCCGUGGCCGCCGCCAAGUCUCAGGGAGGGCCCGCGGCCGAGGUGGCCGUGGCCCCAGAAGAGAGGGAGGAGGCACCGCGGCCGGCAGAGAAGACAGAGCCACCGCCCUCGGGGACCCAGACCCCGGACAUCCCGGAAGACGAGGGCCGGCCCGGGGCGCCCCGGCCGCCAGUCGAGGGCCCCACGGAGGGCCCGGGGCCCGUGCCAAACCCCGCCGCCGCGCCCACGGCCGGGGAGGACGCCGCUACCUCAGCCGCCCCGCCGGGGGAAGGCCCCUGCAAGGCCCGAGACGGCGCCGACAGGAGUUCCGCUUUGCCAAGCACCAGCGCGCCCGCGGCCACCCGCAGGGCCGGCUCGCUGCAGAGCCUCUUCGGCCUCCCGGAGGCGGCGGGCGCCAGGGACUCCCGAGACAACCCCUUACGGAAGAAGAAGGCCGCAAACUUGAACAGCAUAAUCCACCGCCUGGAGAAGGCCGCCAGCCGCGAGGAGCCCAUCGAAUGGGAGUUCUGA
This is a messenger RNA of Condylura cristata (star-nosed mole), 4843 nucleotides long. It is a transcript of the gene CUX1, whose product is annotated as cut-like homeobox 1. Gene Ontology annotation, molecular function: DNA binding; DNA-binding transcription factor activity, RNA polymerase II-specific. Gene Ontology annotation, cellular component: Golgi membrane. Gene Ontology annotation, biological process: intra-Golgi vesicle-mediated transport; regulation of DNA-templated transcription. The transcript has 24 exons. The record is from RefSeq and is a predicted model, not a curated record. NCBI's taxonomy places the organism in Eukaryota, Metazoa, Chordata, Mammalia, Eulipotyphla, Talpidae. Bases 278 to 4843 code for a protein of 1521 amino acids.